AGAAAAUGAAUAUUUUUGCACACCUCAGCCUCACAAUCGACGUCGUCUUUUGUUUCAUCUUCUUCAGUUAACCUCUGUACACUUGUCGAGUCCAAUUCCUUCUUCCUGAAUGGCGUAUUUCUCUGCAACUCAACUGCAAACUCUUUCAUGGACUUCAUGGACUUCAUGGAUUAACCCUAACGUUGCCUAUCGAACUCCGAAACUUUUGUUCUAUCCAAAGCCUUUGAGAGCUUCCUUCAGCUCAUCCAAUGUUGAAACUACAACUCUAACGAAGGAUUCAUCAACGACAACGCUCCGGGAACUCUGUUAUGGUCACGUGCAAGAGCACGUGAUUCGCCGGGCAGAAGAGGUUGGAUAUGUGAUACCUACAGAAGUGCAGCUACAGGCAUUGCCUUUCCUCUUUUCUGGACGUGAUUGUGUGCUUCAUGCUCAGACAGGUUCUGGGAAAACCUUGGCAUACCUGCUCCAAGUAUUGUCAGUCGUUGACAGUCAAAGGUCAGCAGUACAAGCAUUGAUCGUGGUGCCUACUAGGGAGCUUGGUAUGCAAGUUACAAAAGUUACUCGGAUGCUUGCUGCAAAUCCUUCAGAACAUGAAUCAGGACUGAAAUCAUGCACUGUUAUGGCUCUUCUAGAUGGGGGGAUGUUGAAACGACACAAGAGUUGGCUAAAGGCUGAGCCACCCACCAUUGUUGUUGCAACUAUAGGAAGUUUGUGUCAAAUGCUUGAGAAACAUAUUUUGAAGCUGGAUACCUGCCAAGUACUUGUUGUUGAUGAGGUUGAUUUCAUGUUCAAUUCUUCAAAAGAAGUCAGCUCUCUUAAAAGGCUGUUGACAUCCUACUCAUCCAGCAAGAACCGUCAAACAAUCUUUGCUAGUGCUUCAAUUCCCCAGCACAGAAGAUUUUUGUACGACUGUAUGCAGCAAAAAUGGACCAGGGCAGAUGUAGUUCACGUCCAUGUGAAUUCAGUAGAGCCGAUGCCUUCAUGCCUCCAUCAUAGAUUUGUGGUAUGCAACAGAAUGGAAAAGAAUCCAAUGUUACUCUCUUUAUUGCAGACAGAUUCACCUGGAUCUGCCAUAAUAUUUGUCAGCGAGCAAUCUGGGAAGUCAAAAAAGGCAGGAAGUGCACCACCAACUACUCUUUUGGUAGAUUUUCUAAAGUCCUCUCGUGGGAGAUUUUCUGACGUCUCUCUUCUAGAGGAAGAUAUGAAUUUCAAUCAACGAGCUGCAUCCUUAUCUGAGCUUCGAGGAGGAGGAGGAGGAGGAGGAGGAGGAGGUUAUUUAUUGGUGGCAACAGAUAUAGCAGCUAGAGGUGUUGAUCUACCAGAGACAACACAUAUAUACAAUUUUGAUAUCCCAAAAGAUGCAGUGAAUUAUCUCCAUCGAGCUGGAAGAACUGGAAGAAAACCAUUUUCAGAUAAAAAAUGUUUUGUUACCAGCAUUAUAACAGUGGAAGAGCGGUUUGUGUUACAGAGAUUCGAAAAUGAAUUAAUGUUCUGUUGUGAACAAUUAUUCUUUUAACUGUGCAUUGAGUUCUUCUCCAUAA
Molecule: messenger RNA, 1541 nt
Organism: Solanum verrucosum
Lineage: Eukaryota; Viridiplantae; Streptophyta; Magnoliopsida; Solanales; Solanaceae
Product: DEAD-box ATP-dependent RNA helicase 58, chloroplastic
Exons: 10
Coding region: 110-1516 (468 amino acids)
Molecular function (GO): ATP binding; RNA binding; RNA helicase activity
Source: RefSeq, a predicted model, not a curated record